Closterium sp. Yama58-4 is the source of this 2964-nucleotide messenger RNA. NCBI's taxonomy places the organism in Eukaryota, Viridiplantae, Streptophyta, Zygnematophyceae, Desmidiales, Closteriaceae. The record is from the annotation of a GenBank genome assembly.
AUGGAUGAGUUAUUCUCAAAGGCUAUAGACGCACUCGAUUCGUCCCUUAACGAGUUCCCCUCCUCUAGCGCGGAUGCCGCCGCAGCCGCCGCCGCAGUUGGCGGCACGUCCGCCGCCGCCGCUUCCGCCACCGCGUCGCUCCUCCAAGACAUGGAGGCGUUCCAAGACGCAACCCUCCCCCCUUCCGCGAUCGACGCCGCGAAACGCGUGCUCGCGGCGUGGGAGGAAAUCGAUCUGGAGGGGAAGAAAUCCGGGUGGGACGCGUUAGGGUUAACAAUUUCGCAGUUUCAGGAGACGAGUUCGAAGAACCGUCGGUCGCUCGCGGAGCAGACGAAAGCGUUCAAGAGCAGCGGCGGGGAGAAGAAGGAUUUUGCACCGCUGCUCAAGGCUUACCAGGCGGAGAUCGACUCGAUCACGAAGCGCGCGAAGCACGCGGAGAGCGCGUACCUGGGCGUGUACCAGGCGCUCUACGACGCGCCCGACGUGCUGCCGCUGCUGCGCUCCUUCGUGCCCGUCGCGGCGCGCGUCGCCGGCGCGGAGCAGGAGGCGCGGCGGCUGCGGCAGGAGAUGGAGAUCGUGCGUGCGGACGCAGCAGCAGGCAAGGCGCUGCAGGCGUCACUGCAUCGCCUGCAGGAGCGCAACACAGAGCUGGAGGAGCGCCUGACAGAGAAGGUGCGGGAGGCGCUGGAGGAGAGGGCGGGGGAGAUGGAGGCGCGCAUGCUGGUGUUCCGCCAGCGCGAGGCGGACCUAGAGGCGCGCAUCCGCGAGGGGCUUGAGAACCUGGCCGCCAUGCAGAGGGCGAACGAGGCGAUGCAGGGAGUGGUGUUUGAGGCGAAUGCGCGCAUGGAGGAGGAGAGGGCGAGCAAGCAGCACGAGAUUGACGGGCUUAUGGAGGAGCUCGAACGCAGCCAGGCCCGUGUGAGCAUGCUGGAAAAGCGGCUCUCUGCUGCUACCGCUACUGCUGCUGCUUCGCCCACUCUUCGCCCUGCUUCUGCCACUCCUGCAGCAGAAGAUUCUGCCUCCGCUGCAGCAGAGUCAGCCGCAGCAGGGGAAGGGGGUGGUUCGGCCAAGUCCCCUGUACUGCUUCCAGCAUCAGCAUCAGCAUCGACAUCAGAAGCUGUGGCUGCGUCUGUGUCUGUGCUAGAGGAACCUGAAGAGGCUAAGGAGAGGCUUGUGUCUCGCCUGCACAUGCAGCUGCAGCAGAUGCAAGAGACGCUGCAGCGCGAGAGGGAGGAAUGGGAGCAGGCGUUGCAGCAGGCGCAGCAGCAGGUGGCGGAGAGGGAGGCGCAGGUGCAGCAGGUGCAGGCGGAGCUGCAGGGGCGGGCGUCCCCCGCGCAGGUGGAGGAGCUGAGACAGCAGAUCCGCGUGCUGCAGGCACUAGCAGGCGCAGAGGUGGAUGAUAUCGACGCCGAGGAGAAAGCAGCCCGCAUGGUGGCCUUAGAGGAGGAGUGCAGUGAGCUGCGUGCGCUCGUGCAGCGACUGGAAGAAGACAUCGUUGCUGGGAGCGGGUCGAUUCGAGAGAUUCUCGUGCAGUCGGGGGCGGGCGGGCAGGGGAAGAAGAAGGGGGGGUUUCUGGGCGGAGGGGGAGGAGGGGCAGAAGGGACGGCUGCAGCAAUGGCUUCUCUGCUGGGAGAGGAGGGGCAGCGGGACAUGCUGCUGAUUGUGUGCGAUCAGCGGGAGCGGUUCCGCAGGCGAGUGCAGGAGCUGGAGGAACAGACAGGCUCCCUGCAAGAGCAACUCAGCCGUGCAAACCUCGAGACCCAGCGAGUGACAAGCGACAACUUGGCGCUAUACGAGAAGAUCCGAUUCCUGGAGCAGUACAACCACCGCUCCUCUAUUCCCAUGCGCAAGCUCUCCCCUUCGGGAGAUGAUGAUGAUGAUGCGACAGGCUCGUUCGGAGCAGCAGGAGCAGGGGGGGGAGCACGCGCGGCUAGAUAUGCGUGCUUUGGCGUAUCUGAUGCUCCGGAUUUGGGAGACGGGGCAGCAGGCGCAGGAGCAGGAGGAGCAGGGAUGGCUGCUGCUGGUGGCUGGGGUGGGGCAGGGGCAGGGGCAGGGGCAGGGGCAGGGGGAGCAGGGGGGCCGGUGGGGGCAGCGGAAGUGAGGUACAGAAAGCUGUAUGAGGAGAAGAUGAAUCCUUUCACGGAGUUCCAUCAGAGAGAGCAGGAGAAGAGCUACCGGAAUCUGCGCCUCCACGAUAAGAUCACUCUCAACAGCAGCCGCUUCCUGCUGACAAACAAGUAUGGCCGUGCCUUUGUAUUCUUCUACACUCUGCUCCUCCACCUCUUCAUCCUCGCACUCCUCUAUCGCUCCAUGCACCGCCGAACCAUCGUCCUCACCCCUGCAGCCUCCACCUAUCCUGCUGGCGCUGCUGGUGCUGCUGGUGCUGAAUUAGGGUUCCUAAACGGAUCAACAUCUGGCAUGCUUUCUCCUUCCACUUCUCUAGCUACAGGUAUAGGACCAGAAACAGGGAUGCCAGGGCAGGAUGGGGGGGGAAUGCGAGCGGGGAGGGUAGGGGAGGAGGCGGAUGGUGGGGGGAAAGGAAAGCCAGAGACUGCUGGCGAAGACUCCACCCACCAUGAUGCUAGUCCUAGUGAAGGUAGCAGUGCCGAUGCUGCCACCUCUGGCUCUGAGACGGAUGCAGAUGGGGAUGGUGCUGCUGCGAAUGGUGCUGUGGGUUUUGGUGGUGCUGGCGAAGGAAGCACAAGCAAAUCCCCGCCUCCGAGUAUCGCGGAGCUCAAAGGCUGCAAGCCGCGCGCUUGCGCCAUUCAGUCAUGCCUGAAGCGCAACGACUACCAAUCCAGCAGAUGUACCUCCCCUAUUCGUCGCCUGCACGAAUGCUGCAUGAAGCUGCAAGCUGCCGGCGCGACAUCUCCGCACUGCGCUGCUGUGGACACGCUUCUACCACAGAAGGAACUGCCGGAAGGAAAGCCAGCGGAGGGUUUUGGGAAGGAGAAUGGCGAGUGA